Messenger RNA from Pelobates fuscus (common spadefoot toad), 5016 nucleotides. It is a transcript of the gene TAF1C, whose product is annotated as TATA-box binding protein associated factor, RNA polymerase I subunit C. Gene Ontology annotation, cellular component: fibrillar center. Gene Ontology annotation, biological process: transcription by RNA polymerase I. The transcript has 15 exons. NCBI's taxonomy places the organism in Eukaryota, Metazoa, Chordata, Amphibia, Anura, Pelobatidae. The coding region runs from base 129 to 3233 and encodes 1034 amino acids. Gene Ontology annotation, molecular function: RNA polymerase I core promoter sequence-specific DNA binding. The record is from RefSeq and is a predicted model, not a curated record.
UUUACCUGAUUACUCCAUGAGGUUUUUUAAGCAGAGCUGUGUCAGGAAUCCAGCCACAGGCUUUUCCGGCCUACCACCUUCUUUCUUCAAUCCAUCGCCGUGGAUGGUGUCCAAGUGACUCACAAACCAUGGAUUUUCCUUGUCCUCUUUUUCCUGGAUUUUACAAUGAGGGGCCCAUCAAUGGAGAAAUAAUCAGUGGUCCUCCUGUACAGGGAUGGGGGGAGCUUGGCAAGGUGCGUCAGUCCACUGCGGACCCCCCAGAGGCUGGUUGCAGCUUCAUUCCAUUUUGUAGCAGAACUGCAGAAAAAUGGGUUACUGUGGAACCCACCCCUCUCCCCUUCCUGGAGCCCAAUACCGGCUGUGGAUUUUCUCCAGUGACAGAAAGGGACCUGUUUAUUCCACACAAACAGGCACUCUGUGAAGAUGUCAAGCUCAGGGAUGCAGCAAAAAAGAUGAAUUUCAGCAAACAGCUGCACCAGUUCACAUGGGAUCACAGCGACACUGCAUUCCAUGCGAUGGGCAGGCUUCUGGAACCACACUGCUACUUCGGGGACAAAUGCAUUCGCAAGGACAGAACACGCCGUUUGAGGAUGACCAGUCUGCUGCAGUCUCUGAGAACCAUUCCACACCAAGACUGUCCCUUCUCUUACUCCAAGUCUCAUCUACGCUCCCUUUCAUUCCGUACUUGUGAUUGGCUGCAGGAUUUUCCUCCUAGGAUGAUGGCACGUGUGGUCCACGAAGCCAUGCUUGAUGAUUGGCACCAGCUGAGGUUCAAGGAGUCGAUCACUGGUGGCUCUCUGUCCUGGAUUCCAUACUCUGAUGGUUGGAAGGGCUGUCUCAUUUACCCCCGAGGAGCAGCUAUGAACCAGCUCCAUUUCCAGCCGGUGAUUCUGGAUCGGUCUGUUGAGAAACAGGUUAAGAUUUGCAAAGAUCCAGUUGUGUAUGAUCUUGCAGCCCGGGUCCUACAAGUGAGCACAGGGAGCCCCAGCUUCUCAGAGGAAGUCUUUGUUGGCGUCCGGUCCUCGUACCAUUUGGCUUCCUGGAGCUUCUGUCCCCAAAGCCCACCCCGACCACUUCAAGUAAUUAAUACCCAGAAUCCCAGUACCUGUAUCAAUGUCAGCCCGCACCUGCCGGGAGAGUUGUGUGUCUGUACGGAGAGCGGGGCCCUUUAUUUAUGGAGCGUGGAGACUGGUCUGCAGAAGGUUCGAGAGGACAAGGACAACCUCUUUUUCCGUGAUGACUCGAAGUGGAGAUGGAGUGAUUUCACCAACCACCCAAGGGUGCUCACCUAUGCAGACAGGACAGGGGUGCAAGCCACAGACAUCAGGGUUGGUGGCACCCAAGGCCUGGAUUUGUUUCGUAUUGGAAAAGAAGCUUUGUGUCGGAGAGGAGAGCGAGUUAAUUUGUCCCGUUGUUUGAGGGAGACAAACCCUGCGCACUGUCUCAUUACAACACAGUUUUCGGUCUAUAUCAUGGACGAGCGCUUUCCUCUGGUUCCAGUCCUGAAAUGGGCGCAUAUGUUGGACUCUCCGCCCAUAUUCGCCAGCAUAAUCAGCAGUGAAACUGGUCGAUCCAAUAAAGUCCUGGUCAGUUCUGCAUGCGAACAGCAAAGCAUCCUUCUACAGUAUACAGGGGGUGCUACUUCUACUUGCCAGCUUCUCCUACCAGCCCUUGUUCUCCCACAGUUGGCUGGGAGUCUGAUGCAUCUUCCCCCAUUGCUCCCUCUGCAGCAGGACUUGGUGACCCAGAGACUAGCAUCUUCUAUAGCCGGAUUGGCUGCUGUUGGCACGAAGGGUGACCAGGAGUCCGUGACUGUUUUUCACCUCACAGAGGCUGGAGACCUCUUUGUUCAGAGGCUUUUGUAUGUUGGCCAAGGACCUGAGACAUGGCAAGGUCCUGGUCAUGAGCAAACAUUGGAGGAGUACUCAAACAAUGUACCACGGACACCUGAGGCAGACUGCACCAGUACUCAAUGUACACCGCAUAGCGUGAGUUCCGUUCAGCAACCAACUACGGCACAGAAUGCUGUGGUUAGUGUUCAAGAAGAAGAAAUUGAUUUCACCUCUGUAGAAACUUGUGCAGUAGUUACUGGCUCUGAGGAAGAGGCUCUAGCAUUAAGUCUUACACCUGAAACUCAACCACCAGGAUCAAUUCGUACUCCACUCGCAUAUCAUGAAGUUGGCAUCAAUCACCACAAUGAAACUGCUGGAUUUGAUCUUGAAUCAGAGGAGACAAGAACUGUGGAAGAACCCAUCAAUAUUGAUCGUAUUCCUAAGACAGCACCUAUACCUACCUUCCAGACCAAACCUUCCCUAAGCUCUGAGUCUUGCUUGCGAUACAAACACUGGUUCAGCAAUCUGCUCCAGGAUUACAGUAGUGGGAAAGCUGAACGACAACAGCGCCCAAAGUUUUAUAUAAACCAGCUCAUCCAUACUCUAGCUGUAAUAGACCCAGCACAGGAUUUGGAUAAUCUGCGUGGAAAACUGCGUGAAAGUAUGAGGCGAGGAACACUGGUGCAAAUUAAGACUCAAAAAGAGCACAACCCUUUAGAAUCUGUUUGUCCACAACGCUGGAAGGAUUCACUGAGCCAGAGGCUAACUGCGGCUUGGGAGGGGAAGCUGGAACUCUGGUGGAAUGACUACCUGGGCCUAAACCAAAACAGUAAAAUACAGUCUCUCAGAGAGCGUCGACGCAUUCAGAAGUUACGGAGAGCUCAUAGUAGAAGCACUCUCUCUAGUAGCUUUACCUCAAGCCUGAGUUUUGAGUCAGAACACUCUGACAUGGACACCAACUCUCAGUGGUCAAACAGUCUUGGUCUUUCAGAACAUGAAUCGUCUUCCGGUGUGACCACAGGAGCCCAGACGAUGAUCUCUGCUUCUCCCGGAUUAUCAGCAACUGUGUCUAGGGGAAUGUCCGAACUCUCCAAAACUUUAAAUAUUGACGCAACAAGUAAACAAAAGCUCAGAUCCCAAAACGUACAACAGAAUCCAAGUACCCACAAGAAGAUCGCCAACUCUUCCACUCUGUUAUCAUCUCAGUCUCUACGUUCAAAAGGAAUACCCAAGGAAAGGACUCGAACAAUGCUGGACUUUUUGUCCUUCCUAGGGGAACCCUCUGAACCCGUAGACUUUCCCUCUUCUUCCAGCUCCUUGUUACCUGUCCAAAUCUCACAGACUCCAUCCUCAUCUCAGGGCUCCCAACCUCCUAAUAAAAGGUCCCGGAUGGGCUUCUGAUCUGGACCUUGUAGAACAGUCAGAGUUUCCUAUUGCUGAAUUAAUUACUUUAUUUGCACUACUAGCUGUUUGUGAGAAAUUAAACCUUUUUUUUUAUAUAUUUAUACGUUGGCUAUUUGUGUUAAAAUAGAUAUUUGCAAAUAACAGGGUGUAGCAGAGCUCCAAUACCAAGCAUAAGUAUCUUCGCUAUUCCUUACUCGAAGCUGAAAGAAGCAAUGUAGCAAUCCAAGACCCUUCCCCCCCCCAGCAACUAGACGUCACAUAGUUCUGGUAAUCAACGCUGUUUAAUUUGGCCUUCAUGAACCGACCGCCAGCAUGGGGUCUCCACAUCGACAUUUUUAAGGGAGCCUCUGUCUCUGAGAGACAAUUGAGUGAGAAAACUAUAACUCAACCAUCUCUCAGAUCCAGGAAAACACACACAAUAUUACAACCUGCCAUAAAAACAAAUCGCAAUAACAUAGGAACCCCACGAAAGUCAUGUCGCCGAAUAGCUUGAGUCUGAGCACCCACUUUGUCGAAAUACUGCUCAGAUCCCUUAGGUGGUUCAGGAACGCCAUUCGAAUGAAGUUUCGACCGGUCGGCCACUAGGUGAUGCCCCAAAACUGAAACAGAAAGAAAAGGCAAUCACCGGUCAUCUUUCGGGGGUUCUCACAUGAACACCGACAAAUGCUCCCCCUGACUUUAAGGGAGCGAAUGCUCCCCUUGUUUGGUAGUUAUUGUCUCCCAAACGCUGUUCUCAUAGCUGUUCGGGAAAUUGGAUGGGCACCAGUACAUGUUCCCCGGGAGAUAAAGUGGCUGCCAACUCCUGGAGCACGUACGAACGGCAGCCACACAGGGGAAUCACCUGCACCAACAAUCAACCCAUGGCCAACAGCCAGGGGUGGUCGGCGAUCAGAAGGUGCCAACAAGGGCACCACACAGAGUCGAACAGGGGUGCACAGACAGCCGAACGAAAGGGGAAAAAAGUGUAGCCAGGGCAUCCAUUCCGCUACACAGGGAUUGAUUAAACCCAUAGCUUGAGAAAUUCCAUCAAUUCCUCUGUUUAGAUCUAAAAUGUUAUUCUGUCAUCAGUUCCUGAAUUACCCUGUAAAAGCACUGUAGCGGAUUGUAUUAAGGCUGUCCUCAGGAAUUCGUAUUGAAAAUUUAUUUGUGUAACCGUUUCCCUGUAUAUCUGUAAAGUGUAUGUAGCUUUCAUAUGAUUGUUCGGUAGUUUCAUAGAAUGAAACUACCGAACCAUUAGACCUCACCAGUGAGAAGUGUGCGCCUCGUUAAGCGUUCACACUCUGUAAACCGCAGCUUAAUUGAUACAUUGGAUGUGCCUGUGUGGUCACCGUUCGGCAUACGAACCACGUGCGGCGGCCAUCUUACGCAUGAAAAUCUCAGCGGUGUUUGGUCGUCGAGUGUCUGGAACUCAAAUCGGAUACUCAAACAACCGAACACCACUGAGACCUCCAGAGCUACAUAACUCCCUGUAGCAGAACCCCUUUUGGCUGUCCCAUCUAUUUCUUUUAUUGUUGGCACUUCAGAGUUUUUCUAUGCCUGUAGUAUACAUAAUUACAUAUAACUAUAUGUGGCCAGACUCUGUUCGGUAUAAAGAUAUACCAGCUUGCAGGUGAACCACUAAAUUCACAAUACGAACAAAGUACCGAACAACCGGACCACCCUGAUGUGAAGAAUACAUGUAAUUUACCUCCCUGAUUGCUUUUCAUAUUCCCUUUCACAUACAAACACGCUGCUACAUUCCCUGGGUGGCAGCCGAACACGUGGCGGCGGCCAUCUUAAA